CUGGUAGCUGUACAAGAGAGAAGGGUUGUGUGUGAGCUCAUGUGAGUGUAUGAACAGGGAGAUGAUAAACCCUCUGGAAAAGGACGAAUGAUUAGUAAGAAUAGCUCAAGAAUGGAACCAUGGCAAGAUGGCAAGAAGAGGACAUGAGCCAUUGCGCUCCCUGUGUUGGAUUUCAUAGAAAAACAGAGCUUGGUAGAUUUACAUGUUUUGAGGAUUGAGAGAAAUCAUUUGACUGACAUCUUUUUGUCACCAAGUUUAAUUAGAGAAGGGAACUAGAGACCAUCUGAGGAUCAGAAUUUUGCCCUUUGGAGCUCAAUUCCUCGCUGGGUUUUACCAACAGGGACAAGGGUUAAGGAAAUGUUAGACUUAGGGCAGAGGAAUGAAGGAACGAAGAUGGUGUUUCUGUUUUAUCUGAGCGGCUGAGACUCGGUCUCUCAGGUCGCGGUACCUCCGCUCUCUGCCCACUACUACAGAUCAGCAAGGUUACUUCCCGAGGGUGGCUGCGCUGACUAAACUACAGCCAUGCUGUGUGGUCUGAGGAGAGACACCAAGAACAGCAUUGAUGAAGGACCAUACUCAAAGGGGAGCAAGGAGUCCGGGGCAACUGACCAAUCACAUUCGUCCCAGAGGCGCAGCUUUUCAGCAGAGGAGUACCGAGGAGUGACCACGGUGGACCUGAUGAAAAGGGAAGGCAGCAGCCUUGGCCUCACCAUCUCCGGAGGGUCUGAUAAGGAUGGCAAGCCCAGAGUGUCAAACCUACGGCCAGGUGGGCUAGCUGCCAGGAGUGACCAGCUGAAUGUAGGAGACUACAUCAAGUCAGUGAAUGGCAUCAACCUGUCAAAGCUUCGCCAUGAUGAGAUUAUCAGCCUGCUGAAGAACAUCGGGGAGCGAGUUGUGCUGGAGGUGGAGUACGAGCUGCCUCCGUUUGUCCAGACCCCCUCAGGAGUCAUAACUAAAACCAUAGAUGUGUGCUUACACAAGGAGGGAAACAGCUUUGGGUUUGUCAUGAGAGGAGGCUUCCACGAGGACUGGCGCAGGUCUCGUCCUCUGGUGGUUACAUACGUCAGGCCUGGAGGUCCCGCUGACAGAGAGGGCACUUUGAAGGCCGGAGACCGAGUAUUGAGCAUAGACGGCAUGCCUUUAAACAGAGAGAAGCACGCCGACGCUCUGACCAUGCUGAUGCAGAGCAGCCAGGAAGCUCUGUUCCUGAUUGAGUAUGACGUCUCUGUCAUGGAGGCAGUGCAGCUAGCCUCAGGCCCUCUGCUGGUGGAGAUAGUGAAAGGUCCCUCUGCCAGCCUGGGGAUCAGCCUCACCACAACAAUAUACAGGAGUAAACAAGUUAUUAUUAUUGACAAGAUAAAGGCAGCCAGCGUGGUGGAAAGGUGUGGAGCGCUGCAUGCAGGUGACAUCCUUCUGUCUAUAGACGGGACUGGCACAGAACACUGCUCUCUGAUGGAGGCCACGCAGCUACUUGCCAGCACUUCUGAUGUUGUAAAACUGGAGAUUCUCCCAGCCAGUCAGAGCAGACUUCCUGUCAGGCCACAAGACACAGUAAAAGUGCAGAAGAGCAACCAUCAUCACUGGGACCAAAGCAGCAACUACUGCCAUCCCCCACAUGCCAGCCAGAGCAAGACAUGGAGCAGCCCAAGCCACCCACACAACCAGCAGGACCACUGCAAAUCUCUGGUGAGUGGUGGCUUCUCCCCUUCCUCCACAGCCACCUCAGGCUUCAGCAGCCAGGGUAGCAACACACUGCCCUGCCCCAUCCCUCCGAUCGCUCCCAACAGCCCCCGCAGUUUGACUGGCAAGAGGAGGAACAGGAAGAAAGACCACAAGAGCUCACUAUCUCUGGCGUCCAGUUCUGUCGGCCCAGGGGGGCAGGUUUUUCAUGUGGAAACAAGCGAGGUCAUCCUGAGGGGGGAUCCGCUCACAGGUUUUGGGAUCCAGCUGCAGGGGGGUGUCUUUGCCACAGAAACCCUGUCCGCUCCCCCAGGCAUCCGCUUUAUUGAGCCUGACAGCCCAGCUGAGAGGUGUGGGCUGCUGCAGAUUGGGGACAGGCUGUUGUCCAUUAAUGGGAUCCCGACGGAAGAUGGCACUUUGGAGGAAGCCCAUCAGCUGCUCAGAGACUCUGCUCUGGCCAAUAAGGUCACAGUGGAGAUUGAGUUCGACGUUGCAGAGUCGGUGGUUCCUAGCAGUGGCACCUUCCAUGUUAAACUACCCAAGAGGAGAGGAGUGGAGCUGGGCAUCACAAUCAGUGCAAGUAAGAAACCUGGCAAGCCCCUCAUCAUCUCUGACAUCAGAAAAGGAAGCAUAGCACACAGAACAGGCACUCUGGAGCCUGGAGACAGGCUGCUGGCCAUCGACAACGUGCGUCUAGAGAACUGCACCAUGGAGGACGCCAUGCACGUCCUGCAGCAGGCUGAGGACAUGGUCAAACUCCGAAUCCAGAAAGAUGAGGACAACAUUGAUGAGUUGGAGAUGUCAGGCUCUAUAAUCUACACAGUUGAGCUGAAGAGAUAUAACGGACCACUGGGCAUCACGAUUUCUGGCACAGAGGAGCCCUUUGACCCCAUCGUCAUUUCUGGCCUCACCAAGAAAGGCCUUGCAGAGAGAACCGGGGCCAUCCAUAUAGGGGACCGAGUCCUGGCCAUCAAUGGGGUCAGUCUGAAAGGAAAGCCACUGAGCGAGGCCAUCCAUCUUCUGCAGAUGGCCGGGGAGUCCGUCACCCUCAAGAUCAAAAAGCAAGCUGACCAGUCUGAUGGCCGGCAGCUUCCGGACAGAGAACCUGCUUUUUUAAGUGACACAGAGGAUGAACUGACAGACUCCCAGAAGACCAGUAAACACUCAGAGGUCUACUCUGCCACUGUGCCCAGUAUAGACUCUGCAAUGAGCUCCUGGGAUAGCUCCGGGUUUGACGCAGGCUAUGGUAGCCAAGGGACAUAUUUUCACAAAGCAUCUGAUAUAUUGCUCAAUCCAAAUGAGUGGCGACGUACAAAGCACAGGAGCCAAACAAGUUCGAGCUCUGCAGGCCUAGUCCACCACCCAGCGCUGUAUGAUGGGAGAUUCACUGAGGAUGAGUGGGACAAGAUACCUGGAUUCGUCAGCCCCCCUCGUUGCCAUGGCACCCUGAACCAGGAGGACAGCUUCUGGUCCCAGGCUCUGCAGGACCUCGAGACCUGCGGCCAGUCAGAGAUUCUCAGGGAGCUGGAGGCAUCCAUGACAGGAAGCGCUCUUAGUCUGUACCUUGAGGAAACCAAGAACAACGAAGACUCAAUGUUUCAGUCUGAAAUUAGUCCCAUUAAGAGGGAGGGAAUCCAUGGCGAGUCUAAGAACAAAAGCAACCUGAACAUGUCGACUGGAGCCAGAGACGUACCAUCCAGGGGCAAAGGGAACCCCUCUGAUAUUUUGUCCCCUACCACCUUGGCACUGCACAAGGUGACUAUGAGGAAGGACCUUGAGAGCCAUGACUUUGGUUUCAGUGUAUCCGACGGGCUCCUGGAGAAAGGGGUUUAUGUCAACAUGAUCCGCCCGGAUGGCCCUGCUGACCAGGCAGGGCUAAAACCUUUCGACCGAAUUCUUCAGGUGAACCGUGUCAGGACCAGGGACUUGGACUGUUGUCUAACUGUGCCCCUAAUUAUAGAGGCAGGAGACAGCCUGGACUUGGUCAUUAGCAGGAAUCCAGUGGCAGCAGCAGACACUGUGCUGCCCGACGACUGUGACGACCCCUCAAACUCACUCUUGUGCUUUCCCGAGCGCAGGACCAACAGCAUCGCCCUGUGACCACAAAGAUAGACACUAGCUUUUGAAACACUGUAGUGCUGGGACCUCUCUCACUCACACACACACACAGUCAGGUUCAGCACGCAGAGCAUCCUCUGACAUGCGCAAACCGAAACAGCCACUCUCACCGCCUGAAAGCUUCUCUCGCUCACAAAGUUAAAAGUGCAUGUGUUCACUAUUGCUGGUUUUAGUCACCAUGUUCACAUGAUGCAUUUCAGAGGAGGCUCUGGCUUCAGGGCAGCAGCAACCCCCCCCUUCCUCUCCAGAGGCAAAGCCACAUGCAGGGUUAUAUAACAGAGGAGUCAUAGCUUCUGACUGAGCCAGGAUGUCAACACACACGCCUCAGCUCUGGAGAGAGUCAAAUGCUGCACACACACUUGUACAGUCUCACACAAAAGACGCACUUGCAAAGUUUUAUAUAUGCACACACACUGAUACACAGGGUGUUAAUGGACUCAAGGUUUAAGGCACAUUGUGCUUUAUUUGAGUUAAUUCAGCCACAACUUGGCUCACUGCCCUUGUUUCAAUCUCUCCUCCAGACUGCCUGCCCUACAGAAGGGACAGUGCCUCCAAAUAAACAGAAUGCUCUCUCUGCUACUUGCAGAAUAUCAUUAACUAUAUUUUAAAGCCCCUUUUAUCUUAAAACCAGGAAUGCUUGUGAAGACACUCUAACCCUUCGCUGUAUGUCCCUUAACAGAUACAGUUCUGAAUGGCUCCAGAGAGACUCCAGUGUUAAGAUAUAAUGUUUUUUUUGUUCCUGUCUUGAUGACUCGCAUGUUUACAAAGAUGAUGUUUUCAGUUUCACAUUCUGUUUCUUUCAAACACUGCAUUUGCACAUAAGGCACAUCUCUCUGUUAUGAUCUGUUUAAAUCUCACUUUCACAUUACACUUUCACUGUGAGUCUCUGUAUGUGACACCAGAAUUACUUAUGAGUUGGUUUGUGGUCCAUCACUAAUGAGUCUUUUAAGUGAAUCGCAUCCUUUCCCAAAACGGAGGAUGAAAUGCCUUCAGUUUUCAGUGACGAAUGAUUUUCUUUUCACUCCACAUCUGACUUGAUGAUCAGUUGUUUUCCUCUCUGCAGUAGCUGUUUUUCCAACCAGUGUCUAUAAGCAUGUUAAUCUUGCGUAGGGUUUGUAGGGUUGCUCCAUUUUUUUUACAUCAUGACAUUGUGUUUUUAUAAAGCUUUUCUGUAACAAAUCUGGCCUGCUGAUCCAGUUACCUCCCUGGAAAUAAGAAACAUGUUUCAUUUUAUGUAUUGGCUGAUGUGAAGAUGUUGUGAGAUAGUUGCACUGUCCUGUUUAGAGCAGCCUUUGAGACUGAUGAAUCCUUGGGACGGUACAUUUUUUUUCAAUCUGAUUUCAGACUCAUGUCUUAUAUUAAAUGUCAUCUUGUAUACAGAGUCCUAUUUUUAAGGUUUUAUAUUAAUUUACUGAAUUGUACCUGUUUAUUUUACUGUAUAAUGUAUCAUGGUGUGCAGUGCUUUAUUUUUAUUUACAGUACAUGCACAUACAGUAUAGUAUCUUCAUGUAAGCUGUGAUACUGAAUGUGGCUGCGCAUUUUUUGGUUAAUUUCCACAUCCUCCCUGAAUAUGUCAGGAAUCAGUUCAAAGGAACUUGAAAGAUUUAUUGGAUAUCAUUUUAUUUUUGUUAUUUAAUUUAUUAACUAAGAAAUGUAUUUCUUUUUAUGAGAAUAAAGUUAUGAAACCAUA
This is a messenger RNA of Siniperca chuatsi (mandarin fish), 5488 nucleotides long. Its product is annotated as glutamate receptor-interacting protein 2-like. The transcript is spliced from 24 exons. Gene Ontology annotation, biological process: neurotransmitter receptor transport, endosome to postsynaptic membrane. The record is from RefSeq and is a predicted model, not a curated record. Gene Ontology annotation, molecular function: protein binding. Bases 523 to 3780 code for a protein of 1085 amino acids. NCBI's taxonomy places the organism in Eukaryota, Metazoa, Chordata, Actinopteri, Centrarchiformes, Sinipercidae.